AUGGCCUUUCCCAAAGAAUACUCCAAAGAGCAGCUGAAUUACUUCAGAAUUUGUUUUGCAACUACUGAUAUUCUCGCCGAAGGCCUACGAGAAAUUUUUAAACGAGAAUGGGACAAACAGCACAAAUUAACAACAGGAGAAUGGAAAGACGAACCUCGGAAUGGAAUGGACUUUUAUAACGGAGAGUCUGCCCGAAACCACAGAAGAAAUGCCCAUCUUUUAGCCACCAUGCAAAACGGAAACAGAGAAGAAUGGGAUUGCACAAUGCUUUUCUACGCCAUUCUUUUCUCCGAUUGUGUUGGGCCCAGUCUUAGCGCAACUGUGAGGAUGAAUGUGGAUGGUCUUAGAAAAUUCAGGAACGAAGAAUUUGCUCAUAUGAAACAAGGUAGUCUCUCCGACACAGAUUUUCAGAAAGCUGUUAGCAAAGUUGAGGUGGCAUUUCAAGUGCUUGGUCUUCACACUGUCAAAAUUCAAGAUUUAAAAAAUCAGAAAACGUUUCCGACAGAAGAAUUGCAACAGAUCCUCAAAAAGGUUGAUGACCUUAAACAAGAAGUUCAAGAAAAAGAGGAUCAACGUCAGGUUCUUGAAGAUCAGCUUCAGAAAGAAACGCCAUCGUUUUGUAUUCUCCCUCCUAAACCUUCACGUGAUAUCAGUGGUCGUGAACGCGAGGUGUCAGAAAUAGCACAGCAGCUGAGGGAGCUAAAAGAGUCCAGUGACAACCAGCUGAGUUGUCUAUACAUCUCAGCGAAUCCUGGAAGUGGCAAAUCACAGUUAGCUGGCCUCGUAGCUAAGAGGGUCUUUGACGAGGUAAAAGAAAUCCCAGGCAAUUCUUUAUUUGUGAUGACCUUAAAUGCAGCUAGUCCAGAGUCACUCUUGGAGUCGUACGUCUCAUUUGCUCGCCAUUUAAAGUGUCCAGACUAUUCGGUUAUGGAAACCCUCAGCUCAAAGGACUGGAAUGUAAAGGAAAAGAUCGCCAAUCUUAAGAUGCUUAUCGCUGUAAAAAUUACCUGUUAUACGUCGUGGCUACUGGUCGUUGACAAUGUCACUACCAUGUCCUCUGUGCAUGGUCUUUUGCCACAGGUUGGAGUCGACAAUUGGGCAAGGGGUCAGUUGCUGAUUACAACUCAGGACAUAAGAUCAAUACCCCCAAAAGGCUCUUUUGUUAAUCACAUCUCAGCAAGCAAAGGUAUGGAGCCAGACGAUGCCUGUUCCUUAUUGGCUAAAGUAUCUGGAAUAAAAGAUAGCGAGCUAGUGAGAAAAGUGGCACAAAAGCUAGACUAUCAACCUCUUGCUUUAGCAGGUGCUGCCGUCUUUGUCAAAGAUGUUCGACAAGACAAAGCUUCGACGCAUUUUAGCUGGAACGAAUACAUGAAGAUGUUAGAAACUGGGAAAAGAGAAACUACCGAGGAUACACUCGCAUAUACAAACCCGAUUUACCCAAAGUCAAUGACAAAAGCAAUAAAGCUAGCCGUAGAAACAUUAGCGAGAUCCGACGAACUUGUUAAGCACCUUUUCACCCUCCUGUCCCUCUGCGCACCAGAACAAUUAAACGUGGACGUAGCAAUUAAUUAUAUCAUUAACGUACACAAGAACUUUCAAGAAGAGGACAAGGAACUAAUACGCAUGAAGUUAAGAAAAUGCUCCCUUUUGCUUUUUGAAUACGACCAAGGUGGCUACUUCAUUCGUGUGCACAAAGUUGUUCAUGAUGCGAUCAAAACUACGAUAAGUACUUUUACAGACAGUCAAACACCCCAGUUCGUAAAUGCCGUUAUUACAUCAUUUGACGAAUUUAUAGAAGCUGUUCCAGAAUUAAAUAAGAGACUGGACACCAUUCAUCUCGUUCCACAUUUAAAGGCCAUAGCCAUCGUGACAGACAAAGUGUUUGCCAAGGAAAAUUUUUUCCAAGGUCACGAUGAAGACUUUUCAGAAAAACUGAACAAGCUUGCACAGAUUUGUGAAAUGCAUUGUGAAUUUAUUGGGGCAAAAAAAUAUUUUGAAUAUUCACUCACUGUACAGCUUGAAAAGCUCGGCCCAGAACAUGUUGAUGUUGCAAGGAGCUACAAUAGGUUAGGUUUAAUUUGCUACUACCUAGGUGACUUGGAGACAGCCAAGAAGUACCAGCAACGUCUAGUGAUUACACUGGACAAGCCUGGCCCUGAACAUGUUGAUGUUGAAGUACGCUACAAUAUAUUAUCUUUAAUUUACCAGAAGCUAGGUGACCUCAAUAAAGCCAAGAAGUACCAGCAAAGUGCUCUAGCAAUUAGAAUUGACAAGCUUGGCCCUGAACAUGUUGAUGUUGCAACAAGCUACAGUAACUUAGCUUCAAUUUACCAGGACCUAGGUGACUUCGGGCAAGCCAAGGAGUAUCAGCAACGCGCUCUAGCGAUUAAGCUGGACAAGCUCGGCCCUGAACAUGUUUUAGUUGCAGCAAGCUACAAUAACUUCUCUUUAAUUCACCAGGACCUUGGAGACCUCGAGCAAGCCAAGGAGUAUCAGCAACGCGCUUUAGCGAUUAACCUGGAGAAGCUCGGCCCUGAACAUGUUGAUGUUGCAACCAGCUACAAUAACUUAGCUACAACUUACCAGGAGCUUGGUGACCUCGGGCAAGCCAAGGAUCGGAGUUCCAGGAACGUGCCCUAGCGAUUCAGCUGGACAAGCUCGGACCUGAACAUGUUGAUGUUGCAACAAGCUACAAUAACUUAUCUCUAAUUGACCAGGACCUAGGAGACCUCGAGAAGGCCAAGGAGUAUCAGCAACGUGCUCUAGCGAUUAGACUGGACAAGCUCGGCCCAGAACAUGUUGAUGUUGCCAAAAGCUACAAUAACUUGGCUUCAAUUUACCAGGACCUAGGUGACCUCAAGCAAGCCAAGGAGUAUCAGCAACGUUCUCUAGCGAUUAGACUGGACAAGCUCGGCAAGGAAAAUGUUGAUGUCGCAACAAGCUACAAUAACUUAUCUUUAAUUUACCAGGACGUUGGAGACCUCGAGAAAGCCAAGGAGUAUCAGCAACGUGCUUUAGCGAUUAACCUGGACAAACUCGGCCCUGAACAUGUUGAUGUUGCAAGAAGCUACAAUAACUUGGCUUCAAUUUACCGGGACCUACGUGACCUCGAGCAAGCCAAGGAGUAUCAGCAACGUGCUCUAGCAAUUAGAUUUGACAAGCUUGGCCCUGAACAUGUUGAUGUUGCAACAAGCUACAAUAACUUAUCUUUAAUUUACCAGGACCUAGGAGACCUCGAGAAAGCCAAGGAGUAUCAGCAACGUGCUCUAGCGAUUAGAUUGGACAAGGUCGGCCCAGAACAUGUUGAUGUUGCAACAAGCUACAAUAACUUAGCUUCAAUUUACCGGGACCUACGUGACCUCGAGCAAGCCAAGGAGUAUCAGCAACGUGCUCUAGCAAUUAGAUUUGACAAGCUUGGCCCUGAACAUGUUGAUGUUGCAACAAGCUACAAUAACUUAUCUUUAAUUUACCAGGACCUAGGAGACCUCGAGAAAGCCAAGGAGUAUCAGCAACGUGCUCUAGCGAUUAGAUUGGACAAGGUCGGCCCAUAA
Porites lobata is the source of this 3551-nucleotide messenger RNA. The record is from the annotation of a GenBank genome assembly. NCBI's taxonomy places the organism in Eukaryota, Metazoa, Cnidaria, Anthozoa, Scleractinia, Poritidae.